GAGGCAGAGACAGACGAGAGAAGGGUGUUUAUUACGUACGUCGAGAUCGAGUCCGACAUAGGAUUCACGUGAAAAAUCUCAAAGAGAGCGGAAAUUGGAGUUAGUUGUCAUCUGUACUUUAACUGUAUAAGUAAACACUAGCGAAGCCAUGAUGACGAUAAGUUUCACCGCUGAGUAAUUCUCGGAUAGAUCGCGAGCUUGUGGACGCUAUGCCAGUGUCAAGGAUGAUCUGUCGGAACCGGAAGAGUUGUCAAAUAUAUGAUGUGCUGCGUGUAGAAGGAGAGUUGAUUUGAACGUAUGAUGUAGUUGCCGGUUCUCCCGAGAGUCAUCGAACUCUAUUUGUCUUAGGAAUGAAGCUCGUCGACAAGAACAAAAAAUGGUCGUCUGGACUGCUAGCAGCCCCCGAUUGCGAUAAGAGCACGGGCGACAGCGAUAAUGUAUCAACGGCGUCGACGAAGAGUCCACGCACGAUGCAAGAGAGCCGAAGAAAAUUCUCGAUGAGAAGGCGUCGUUCGAACGCGAUGUUGACCGAGGGAGGAACCGAUAGACGAGCUGCCGGCCGUCACCUUCGCAGUAAGCGAAGUGGAUGCGAGCCAAAACAAAGGAGGAGCAGAAGAAUGAAGCAGGACCUACAUCAAGUAGAAGAAAAUGAUGCUGUCGGAGACGAAGAUUACGAACACGACAGUUCUGCGUUUGAUUUCUCAGAUGGAGAAAGCACUGGAGACGCAAAUGUAAGUGAGAACAAUAGGUCGACAGCGAGGAGGACCCAAGAGCACGAACAGGCGAGGCGGAAAACAAGAUUUCACGCUUGGUCCAGUGCUAUGAAGAAAAGAAUUCCUAAGAAGAUAACAAUAGUACUGCGCUGCUUCGCCUUGACAGCGCUCGUCGGAGUAGCGCACGCGGUUUUCUUACAGGAGUAUGAAACCUACUUCCGACCAGUGCUGCGCCGAGAUCUGAGCGAUGCGCACGCCACAGUGCCGGUUGCGCAAUUCUAUGGCACUGUCAUGGUAGGCACGCCGCCACAGCCGUUCGACGUCGUCUUCGACACAGGGAGCGGAAAUCUCGUAUCUAUGGUUUCAGUUUGUGAAGAAGUAAUGCCACCACGAGUAACAACAGUUAGUGUUACAUCUUCUAUAUGUUCCCGCACUCAUUUGGUAUUUGUGUUUCGGAAUAUCGACGGACUAUGAUUCGUGUUUCAUUGUCUAGCCGAUUUACUCUUUAUCAGUAUCUGGAGGAAGUAUUUGUAAAUGAUUCGAAAGUCCUUGUCUUCGAUGAUCUCCUCCUUAUUCAAUUCCAAGGUAAUUCCAUCUGCGUACUGUGGAGAGGAGGCCUGCGUCUCGCACCACCGCUAUAGUCCUACGAAGUCAAAGAGCGCGAUUCAGUUAAUGGACCUCGAGGGUUCGGACACGCGACAUGCUGUCACCAAGCGGGAGGAGAGCAUGCGAGACACCACGACAAUUACGUAUGGCACCGGCAAAAUCACUGGAGACUAUAUGCAUGAUCGUCUCUGUCUGGAUGCGAGCACGCCAACCAAGUCCCCAACCGCAGAUGAAGACGAAACCGAAAGAGAAGACACAGUACUAGCUGAGAAAAGCGCCGGCGUCGAAGUAAGAGCAACUGCAAGUGGAGCUUCAAGAGGGAGUAAGACCAGCAAGAAAAACCAGAAGAACUGUGCGUCGGUCGCUUUUUUGGGUGUAAAGGAGGAGAGUAAGUUUCCGUUUGAGGAGCUACCAUUCGACGGAAUUCUAGGCCUGGCGCUUCCAGAACUGUCGGCUUCUCCUGGAUUCAACGUUGCGACUGCCUUUGCUCCAGCACACUUUACGUUUCUCCUUGGAUUGCCGAAGCCAGAGGUUUUGGUACUAGAAAUUUAGCCGAAGUCAUAGCAGCUUGUUCUUGUAAAUUACGCUAUAACUGCGAAUGGCACUGGCAGACUACGGGUAGGCCUGCGCCUGUUGAUCUGGCUGUUUUCAAUUUCUUCGUAGCCCUUCCUCUUUUCGUAGGAACCACGCCUACAACAACAACGACGUAGAAAAUCCUUGAGUCGUUUAGGACUGAACUACUCUGUACUAGGUCAACGAGCUUCCUUCAGAGGAGCGACAUAUUUCGAGUGCCCUUGAAUGGGCUCCGACGUUGAACGAUGCUGCCGGGUACUGGGCCAUUGGCAUCAAAAAGCUGCGCUUGGGUUUUCACGGUCUUGAUGGCAAGGAAAUCUCUAGCAAGGAACUGCAGAAUCCGUCUUUAUGCACUUUCCUUUAUAAUUGCUAACACGCAUAGGCAUAUCUGCACUACUGCCUAGCCAUGUCGCACAUUCAGCUCAUAAAUGAACUAGCUGAUAAUUAAUGAAGAAACUCUUUCACGCCUGGGUUCUUUUCAGUUGAUUCAUCCGAAGGCCCCCUGCUCUGACGCGUGCAGUCUUUCGGCGAUACUUUCACGCGUGACGCUUGUCAUCAAAGCAGCGCGUCCCUGUAAGUAUUCUCUUCAGUUCGGGCCCACGUUCUUGCUGCCAAUCGUUGACCGCUUCAAGAAAGUAGGGGGGAAGUGUAUUGCUAUCCAUUCCGUUCUCUGCAGUAUUUCCCUCCUCCCUCUUCUUCACUUUGCUUCUUCCUUAAAGUCAUGCACUUUGCCAGUAUGUCAGAGCCUAGCUGUCUUGUUUUCUAAGUCUAGACCUUAUACUUACACGAGACAACCCGAAGUGACUGAAUAAACUUAACAGCAGCGCAGGGAUGUCGUCACCCCUGCGCUAGCCUGUGAUAAAUGAACUAGCUGAUAAUUAAUGAAGAAACUCUUUCACGCUCUGACUUCACCGGCCGCCCGGCUAGACUCAUGUGCAAAGAUGGUCUAGAGGCAUUUUAGGUCUAAUCGCGGCUACACGUAUUGCGCUCGACACAGGAAGCAGCCUUUCAAUGGGACCGACCACUGAUGUAACUCAACUGUUGCAACUCGUCGGUCCUUGCAAGGCGCAGCAGGGCGGACUCAAAAACCUGCCGACGAUUUACUUCGUGCUCGAUAGUGGGUAAACUUACGAGAUAUUAUCCAUGAAGAUGAAGACUUCUUUUCCAUUUCGAACUAUGGCUAUUUCGGUCUUUGGAUAAGUAAAAGUUAACGUCUUGACGAAUCUUCCCCCGCUUCGUUGUGCAGUUUUUCGUUUCCAUAAAAUUUUUGCCCGUAUUUGAUGGUCUGACCUCAGGCGCGAGCUUGCUCUUCCACCGGAAGCGUAUGCGCAUGAGAACAGUCAAGGAUGUGCUCUGGCACUGCAUAACAUAGACCUGCCACGUGAUUUGAAGCCCAUGUGGAUUCUCGGGCAACAAUUUUUUCGACAUUAUGCUGCGGUUUUUGACAUCCAGAACAGACGCGUAGGUCUCAGCGAGCUCAUGCGUUCUUGCGGCGGAGGCUCCUCAUCGGUCCCCGUGUCCUCGUUGAAAUAUGGAGAGCGAAAUUCGGAAUCCGGCAGCGCGGAAGCGAAUCGCGCGUCUACGCGUGACGGAGCCUCGCCUUCUGUGAAGAGUCGUCCUGCAGCAUCUUCUGCAUCGACUAAGUUCCUCGCACGAGGAGAUGGAAAGGAUGAUAGUGGCGAUGCAGGUAAAGCAAAAGAGCGCUCCACAUCUUCCUCCAGAAGGGAGCCUUCCCGAGAACGAGGUAAACGCCCGCGCAGAGGAGGUGAAAACUCGCAACUAGAACUCAGGUCAGCAAUGCAUAGGACGCUGCAGCGCAGCGGUGCGCCCGAGAGCUGUAUCGAUAAUCCGAUGCUGCGGGGCCGCACGCCCACGGACUGCUCGUCGUUUUCGAGUUUCGGUUUUUGCAAGCGGUCCGUCGGUCUUGCCCACGCUUUCUGCGCACGAACCUGCGGUCUCUGUGAGGGUAAAAAGCGUGCGGCGCAAGCCGUAGCGGAGUUUGAAAUGUAGUAGUCAACUGCAUUUUGCAAGAACAUAUGGGUAACGGUUUUGUAAUCUUCUACUUAUCACUUGUUUUAUAAUGUACAGAGUUGCCUAGAUAGAUUUCCGUCAUAUUUUUGCAAUAAAAAUGCUUCUCAGUUUAUGACCUUCAAUUUCAAUGAAUAUGCAGAUGCGCUUACUUAUGUUUGUUUUGAUGCGAGGUAUUGGUAUAUCUAUUGUCCCCCAUCCAUGAUAACAUCUUUUUUACCUCUUGUUGUAUAUGAUCUUGAUCUCUAAUACGAUUUAAUGAACAGCAUGCAGCGCUUCGUAGUCUUUGUCUUAGUCUCUCUCCCCUUGACUGAAAAACGCCGUUUCAAGAAAAUAGAAAAAUGUUGCUCAAAGAACUUCAGCCACACAGUUUUUUCUCUUCAAGAUGAACUACACUCGUCAAUUUCGUUUGAGACGUUCACCGAUGAGACAAGUCAAAC
This is a messenger RNA of Amoebophrya sp. A25, 4360 nucleotides long. NCBI's taxonomy places the organism in Eukaryota, Dinophyceae, Syndiniales, Amoebophryaceae. The record is from the annotation of a GenBank genome assembly.